This is a messenger RNA of Sphaeroforma arctica JP610, 177 nucleotides long. RefSeq lists its product as hypothetical. The transcript has a single exon. The record is from RefSeq and is a predicted model, not a curated record. Lineage: Eukaryota; Ichthyosporea; Ichthyophonida. The annotation marks the transcript as partial.
ACGUACUAAACGUAUAUCGCGCUAUCAAAUGUCCAGCCCUAUAGACGAGCCUGCCUGCAGACUCUCGGUGCUGAAAGACGAAGAACGAGUAUCCUCGGGUUCGGAAUUGGACAGUGUAUAUCCGCUUGCAGAGCCCAAUCCGACGGGUGCCCAUGAGGCGAAUGCCAGGGAUGUGGG